AUGCAGCCCCCAGAGAGCUCUCAGAUCGACCUGGGUAAAGCCCAGGUCAUCGAUCGCGUUCCCAAAGUUAUUAAGGAGCUAAAGUUUGGUGUCUUGACGAAUGAUGACAUUGUUAGCCAAGCUGUCGUUGAAGUCUCGGACCGCAAAUUCUUCGAUCUCGAUCAUGACCGAGCGGUUGUCUCCAACGGCCCGCUUGAUGCGCGCAUGGGUAUUUCCAACAAGACGGCACAGUGCAAGACUUGCGGACACAUGUUGAAAGAAUGCAAUGGGCAUUUUGGUCAUGUCCGGCUUGUUCUACCUGCGUUCCAUGUCGGUUACUUUAAGCGCGUGAUCGGUAUCCUCCAAGAGAUUUGCAAGGAAUGCUCUCGCAUCCUACUUCCCGAGGCAGAGCGUCGUGCCUUCUUACGAGAAAUGCGCCGACCGGGGCUGGACAAUCUCCGACGAAUGCAGAUCGCUAAGCGUAUUAACGAGCGGUGCCGGAAGACUCGUCAAUGCGAGCACUGUCAGGCAAUCAAUGGUGUCGUGAAAAAGGCUGGCUCCAGUGCUUUGAAGAUCAUCCACGACAAAUUCCGCGCGUUCAACUCCUCAACAUCCGUGAAGAAGCAGCCGCCCAUCAGCAAAACCGUCUUUGAUGACUCUUUCGCUGAGGCACGAAACGCCAACUCAGAAAUCGAGAAACAUUUCAAGAAAGCACAGGAUGACAUGAAUGCAUUGCGGGUCUUGAAGCUUUUCAAGAAAAUUUCCAACAGCGACUGUGAGCUGCUCGGACUCGAUCCGAAAGAAGCUCGGCCCGAAAUGUUCUUGUGGCAGUUUAUUCCAGCUCCUCCAGUGUGUAUCCGACCUUCCGUGGGUCAGGAGGGUGCUUCAACGGAAGACGACUUGACCGCUAAGCUUGGAGAUAUCGUGCAGUCGAACAUUAACCUGAAGAACGCUCUGCUGAAGGGCGCUCCUGUCCAGACGAUCAUGGAGUGCUGGGACUAUAUGCAAUUACAAAUCGCUGUCUACAUCAACAGCGAUGUGCCCGGCUUAAACAAGGCGGAUCUAGGGAAGCCUAUCCGUGGAUUUGUGCAACGACUCAAGGGUAAACAAGGCCGAUUCCGUGGAAACUUGUCUGGAAAGCGUGUCGAUUUCUCUGGGCGAACGGUCAUCUCCCCAGAUCCUAAUCUGCGAGUUGAUGAGGUCGCUGUGCCUGAACUGGUUGCCAAGAACAUGACUUAUCCUGAAGUUGUGACUCGCUACAACAAAGAGAAGCUCCAGAAACGAGUGUUGAAUGGAUCCAAGAAGUGGCCCGGUGCGAACUAUCUCAUGAAGAAGGAUUCUACUUUCAAGAUGAUGCUGAAGUACGGUAACCUGAAGCACGUUGCCAACGAGUUACAGGAGGGUGACACCGUGGAGCGUCACAUCGAGGACGGCGAUAUCGUUCUGUUCAACCGACAGCCGUCGCUGCACAAGCUUAGUAUUCUGUCCCAUUUUGCCCGAGUUCGACCGCAUCGUACAUUCCGUCUGAACGAAUGUGUUUGCAAUCCGUACAAUGCAGAUUUCGAUGGAGAUGAAAUGAACUUGCAUGUGCCUCAAACAGAAGAGGCAAGAGCAGAAGCCAUGGAGCUGAUGGGUGUGAAGAACAACUUGGCUACGCCUAAGAAUGGCGAGCCCAUUAUUUCUGCCAUUCAGGAUUUUAUCAGUGCGGCCUACUUGCUAAGCAGCAAGGACAACUUCUUUGACCGUCGUUCGUUCACUCAAAUUUGUCUUUACAUGCUGGGUCACGAAACUAAAUUCGAUCUUCCACCGCCCUCCGUGUUGAAACCUCAGAUGCUGUGGACUGGUAAGCAAGUCUUCAACAUUCUGAUGCACCCUAACAAGGAAGACCCAGUCCUUGUGAAUCUUGACGCUGCUUGUCGAGAGUUUAAGCAACCAAAAGAUGGUCGGCCGAAGGACUUGGAUCCAAAUGAUGGCUGGCUCGUGAUUCGUAACUCCGAAGUCAUGUGCGGUGUCAUGGACAAAUCCACAAUUGGUUCCGGUAAGAAGGACAACGUGUUCUACAUUAUGCUUCGUGAUUAUGGUCCACCCGCUGCUGCUGAGGGUAUGAACCGUCUUUCAAAGCUGUCGGCGCGUUGGUUCACAAACAUCGGCUUUUCUAUCGGAAUUGGAGACGUAUACCCAAGUGCCCGACUGGUCCAGUCGAAGAACGACCUGGUGGAGGCGGCCUACGCUGCUUGUGAUGAAGUCAUUGCAAAGUACAAGUCUGGCACACUUGAGAAAUAUCCCGGUUGCGACGAAUUACAAACAAUGGAAAACCAGCUGUCUGGUAUUCUCAGUAAAGUCCGUCAACAAGCCGGUGACGAAUGUAUUGCCCAGCUCAGCAAGUAUAACUCGCCUUUGAUCAUGGCCACAUCCGGCUCCAAGGGUUCCAGUAUCAACGUGUCUCAAAUGGUUGCUCUUGUCGGGCAGCAAAUUAUCGGUGGUUCGCGUGUUCAGGAUGGUUUCCAGGACCGAACUCUCCCUCAUUUCCCCAAAAACGCACGCCAGCCCCCGUCAAAGGGUUUCGUGCGAAACAGUUUCUUCUCAGGUCUGCUGCCCACGGAAUUCAUUUUCCACGCCAUGUCUGGUCGUGAGGGUCUGGUCGAUACCGCUGUCAAGACUGCCGAAACCGGCUACAUGUCUCGUCGUUUGAUGAAGUCCCUAGAGGAUUUAUCCACCAGAUAUGAUGACACCGUGCGAAAUUCCUCAGCUGCAAUUGUACAGUUCCAGUAUGGUGAUGACAAAUUGGACCCCGUUGACAUGGAGGGCAAGGCCAAACCAGUUCACUUUGACCGGACUUUCAUCCACUCCGAGUCGACCACUUACAACAAUGACGAGCGCAGCUUACUCCCGCAGGAAAUCAUGGAUGUCUGUUCCGAGAUGCUGGAGAAAGAGCGUGCGAAGCUUGUUCGCAAGGAUCUCAUGGGCAAUGAACUCGGUUACAUGGACAGAAGCGAUCAUGGCGUCGAUCAGUUCGAGAGUGCUCGUGACUUCCUUGACUCCAUUGAACAAUACGUCCAAGACAAGGCGGAGAAGCUGAUCUCUCGCGGUGGUGAUAUUGAUCCCUCUGAUGCCAGAAGUCGCAAAGGCUUGGAUCACACUGGAAAGUUGACUGAGACCACACUCAGAGCCUUCAUCACCGCCUGUCUGCUCAAGUACAAGAAGGCUCAGGUUGAGCCGGGUCACGCUGUGGGUGCCGUCGGUGCCCAGUCUAUUGGAGAACCCGGUACCCAGAUGACACUGAAAACUUUCCAUUUCGCAGGUGUUGCCGGUAUGAGUAUCACACAAGGUGUGCCUCGUAUUAAGGAAAUUAUCAACGCGUCGAAAGAGAUCAGUACUCCGGUUAUUGCAUGUGAGCUAGUCACCAAGGAUCAAAUUGCCUCGGCUCGCAUUGUGAAGGGUCGCAUUGAAAAGACCUAUUUGCGGGACGUGAUACACUCAAUCACUGAAGUGUGGACGGGGAGCGAAGCCUACAUUACUGCUAAGAUCAACCAACAGACGAUCGACAACCUGCAGCUUGAAAUUACCAUGCCCCAAAUCGUGGCCGCCAUUAAGAACCAUAAGCGGUUCAAGGGAGACGAUCUCAAAUUCCGCACCAGCCGCAAUGCCAUCACUCUCCUGAUUGAUCUUGACCCGGCCAGCAAGCAGGGACUUUCCAAGACCGAAAUCGCGGCGACCAGUGCAGACCCCUUCCUGCGUCUCAAGCAUCUGAAGCGUAUGAUGCCUAAUAUUCAGAUCAUGGGACAUCCACAGGCCGCGCGUGCGAUCAUCCGAACUGAUGAAAAGGGCACUACCAACACCCUGCUGGUUGAAGGCUACGGGUUGAAGCAGUGUAUGACCACUGCUGGUGUCGAUGGUCUCCGCACUCGCACCAACAAUGUCAUGGAAGCGCGUGAGGUGCUUGGCAUCGAAGCUGCUCGGAGUACCAUCAUCACUGAAAUCAGCGAGGUCAUGAAGGACAUGGACAUUGAUCCGCGUCACAUGCAACUGCUCGCCGACGUGAUGACCUACAAGGGCGAGGUGCUGGGUAUUACCCGUUUUGGUUUGGCCAAGAUGCGUGACUCUGUCCUCCAGCUGGCCUCGUUCGAGAAGACUGCCGACCAUCUUUUCGAUGCCGGCGGAGCGGGUCGCACGGAUCUGAUCGAGGGUGUCUCUGAAUGUAUUAUUAUGGGCAAGACGAUGGGUCUGGGUACUGGCGCCAUGGAAGUCGUUCGUAAGCUCGAUUUCUACGAAGGCCAGAUUGGCGCCCGUAAAACUGCGUUUGAAGAUGCUUGGACUGAGCUGUGUGAAGUGCCCCAAAGCAAGAGCAAGCGGAGAGUUCGUUGA
Molecule: messenger RNA, 4344 nt
Organism: Penicillium oxalicum
Lineage: Eukaryota; Fungi; Ascomycota; Eurotiomycetes; Eurotiales; Aspergillaceae
Product: DNA-directed RNA polymerase III core subunit RPO31
Exons: 2
Coding region: 1-4344 (1447 amino acids)
Biological process (GO): DNA-templated transcription
Molecular function (GO): DNA binding; DNA-directed RNA polymerase activity
Source: RefSeq, a predicted model, not a curated record